GUUACUCACUUAUGUCAUGGAUGCAGGCUGAUUUUCCUCCUUCGUCAGGAUCCUUCUGAGGAAAAGAAAUACAAACCUGCAGAAUUCCACUGGAAGCUGAAUCAGGUCUGUGAUGAGGAUUGGCAUCACUUCGUCCUCAAUGUGGAGCUCCCAAGUGUGACACUCUACGUGGAUGGUGUUUCUCAUGAGCCCUUCUCUGUGACUGAAGAUUACCCGCUUCACCCAACCAAGAUAGAGACUCAGCUCGUGGUUGGCGCUUGCUGGCAAGAGUAUUCAGGAAUUGAAAAUGACAAUGAAACUGAGCCUGUGACUGUGGCCUCUGCAGGUGGCGACCUACACAUGACACAGUUUUUCCGAGGCAACCUGGCUGGUCUAACAGUCCGCCCUGGGAAACUGGCGGAUAAGAAGGUGAUUGACUGUCUGUACACCUGCAAAGAGGGGCUGGACCUGCAGGUCCCCGAAGACAGUGGCAAAGGCGUGCAGAUCCAGGCCAGCCCCAGUCAGUCGGUGUUGACCUUGGAGGGAGAUGACAUUGGGGAGUUGGAUAAGGCCAUGCAGCGCGUCUCCUACCUGAACUCACGGCAGUUCCCCACACCUGGCAUCCGAAGGCUCAAAAUCACCAGCACAGUCAAGUGUUUUAACGAGGCCGCUUGCAUCACAGUCCCCCCAGUCGAAGGCUAUGUGGUGGUUUUGCAGCCCGAGGAGCCCAAGAUUAGCCUGAGUGGUGUACACCAUUUCGCCCGAGCGGCUUCUGAAUUUGAGAGCUCAGAAGGCGUUUUCCUGUUUCCUGAGCUUCGGAUCAUUAGCACCAUCACCAGAGAAGUGGAGCCCGAAGGGGAUGGGGCUGAGGACCCCACAGUUCAAGAGUCCCUGGUGUCCGAGGAAAUCGUGCACGACCUUGAUACCUGUGAGGUUACGGUGGAGGAGGAGGAGCUGAACCCAGAUCACGAGAGGCUGGAGGUGGAUGUGGCCUGCCUGCAGCAGAAGGGCAUCGAAGUGAGCCACUCUGACCUGGGUGUGGUAUUCACAGGCGUGGACACCAUGGCCAGUUACGAGGAGGUUCUGCACCUUCUGCGCUAUCGGAACUGGCAUACUAGAUCCCUGCUUGACCGGAAGUUCAAGCUCAUCUGCUCUGAGCUAAAUGGCCGCUACCUCAGCAACGAAUUUAAAGUGGAGGUAAAUGUGAUCCACACAGCCAACCCCGUGGAACACGCCAACCACAUGGCUGCCCAGCCACAGUUUGUUCACCCUGAACAUCGCUCCUUUGUGGACCUGUCAGGCCACAACCUGGCCAACCCUCACCCAUUCGCAGUGGUCCCCAGUACUGCGACUGUUGUGAUUGUGGUGUGUGUCAGCUUCCUGGUUUUCAUGAUUAUCCUGGGAGUAUUUCGGAUCCGGGCAGCACAUCAGCGAACCAUGAGGGACCAGGACACAGGGAAGGAGAAUGAGAUGGACUGGGACGACUCUGCCUUGACGAUCACCGUGAACCCCAUGGAGACAUAUGAGGACCAGCACAGCAGUGAGGAGGACGAGGAAGAGGAGGAGGAGGAGGAGAGUGAGGAUGGGGAAGAGGAGGAGGACAUCACCAGUGCUGAGUCAGAGAGCAGUGAGGAGGAGGAGGGGGUCCCAGGAGAUGGCCAGAAUGCUACCCGGCAGCAACAGUUGGAGUGGGAUGACUCCACGCUCAGCUACUGACCACGUGCCCCCAGCUGCCUGCUCCCGCCUCAGAAGACUGCCACCCCUGUCCC
Messenger RNA from Castor canadensis (American beaver), 1748 nucleotides. The record is from RefSeq and is a predicted model, not a curated record. NCBI's taxonomy places the organism in Eukaryota, Metazoa, Chordata, Mammalia, Rodentia, Castoridae.